Lichtheimia ornata is the source of this 912-nucleotide messenger RNA. RefSeq lists its product as uncharacterized. Bases 1 to 912 code for a protein of 303 amino acids. Gene Ontology annotation, biological process: NAD transmembrane transport. NCBI's taxonomy places the organism in Eukaryota, Fungi, Mucoromycota, Mucoromycetes, Mucorales, Lichtheimiaceae. The transcript is spliced from 6 exons. The record is from RefSeq and is a predicted model, not a curated record. Gene Ontology annotation, molecular function: NAD transmembrane transporter activity.
AUGAGCACUGCCACCGAAUGGUACAAACGUUUUGCACAACGACAUGAAAACAUUCAGCAUUCACUUGCUGGUGCAGGAGCUGGUGUUGUCUCUUCAGUGGUCACUUGUCCUCUCGACGUUGUCAAGACACGCCUUCAAAACCAAGGGAAGGCUGAAGCCGGUGUCAUCCUCUAUAGAGGCACCUUCGGCACCCUCUCUAGAAUUUGGAAGGAGGAAGGCAUUCGAGGCCUGUAUCGUGGUCUUACACCUACGGUGGUCGGCUACAUCCCGACCUGGGCAAUCUACUUUACUGCAUAUGAUUAUUGUAAAGCACGCUAUGGCAGGAACAUGGAUGCUGACAAGGCUUGGCUGGUCCAUAUUGCAUCGGCGAUGUCAGCAGGAGCAACAUCCAGCUGCAUGACUAACCCUUUGUGGUUGAUCAAGACACGAUUAAUGACUCAAAAUGAAAGGACCGCGUAUCGAUACAAGAGCACGUUGGAUGCAUUCAUCAGCAUUGGGCGUCGGGAAGGCAUUCGUGGUUACUACAAGGGAUUAGGUUCAUCACUUUUGGGCGUGACACACGUAGCAGUUCAAUUCCCACUCUAUGAGAAGCUUAAAACUUAUCUACACGUUGAUGCUGGGUCUCCUGGAUCACUAGCCAUUCUUCUCGCUUCUUCCUUAUCCAAAAUGUCGGCUAGUAUGGCAACCUAUCCACAUGAAGUAAUACGAACACGGUUACAGAACCAAUCAGUCAAGCCUUUCAAAUACAAGGGGAUUUUUCAUGCCAUCAAGGUUAUCAUGGCAGAAGAAAGCAUUCGUGGAUUCUACAAAGGCCUUCCCACCAACCUAUUGCGUACAGUACCAUCAUCCGCUAUGACCAUAUUGACAUACGAGAUGCUUGUCCGAGAGUUGAACGCAUUGAAAGAUCGGUGA